CCGAUGGAGGACCUGUACGAGUUCAAAGAAUUCGUGAACACAGAUUGGCCAACCUCCGAUUAUGCGCUAUUGCAGCCUUUCAGCGAAGACGAGUGCCGGAACUCAUGCUUGCACGACUGCAUGUGCGCGGUGGCGGUUUACAGGGAUGGCCAGAGUUGCUGGAAGAAGAAGCUCCCGCUCUCCAAUGGGAGAAUUGUCCCUACACUCAACGGGAAGGCCAUGAUCAAAGUCCCAAAGCUCUACUUUCCUCCUACUGACGAUUCCCGAUUCCGGGAGCCAACGGUAAAAUAUGAAGAUCAGAAAACUUUGGUUUUGGUAGGAUCAGUGCUUUUGGGACUGAUCGGCGCUUGCGUGGGUUUUUUCCUAAUCCACCGCAAACAACUCAAGAAAAUAUCCACGAAAGGGAAAAUGGUGGAGACGAAUUUGCGCUAUUUCACUUACCAGGAGCUCUUCCAAGCCACGGAAGGGUUCAAGGAAGAGCUAGGGAGGGGAGCUUUCGGGAUUGUUUAUAAAGGGGCGAUUUCAAACGAUGUAGCGGUGGCAGUGAAAAAGCUGACUAGCAUGAUGCAGGACAAGGAGAAGGAGUUCAGAACCGAAGUGAAUGUGAUCGGUCAGACCCAUCACAAGAAUCUAGUCAGAUUACUCGGUUUCUGUGAUGAAGGGCAAGAAAGAUUGCUGGUUUAUGAGUUCUUGAGCAACGGCAGUCUGUCGAGCCUUCUCUUUGAAGAAGAUCCAAAACUGAAAACCCCUUGGAACAAGAGAUGCCAGAUCGCUUUCGGAGUAGCCAGGGGACUAAUGUACUUGCACGAUGAGUGCCCGGUGCAGAUCAUCCACUGCGACAUAAAGCCGCAGAACAUCCUCCUCGACAACUAUUGUGUUGCGAAGAUCUCCGAUUUUGGGAUGGCCAAGCUCCUAAUGAUGAACCAGAGCUACACCCAAACGAACAUCCAAGGGACGAGAGGGUACGUCGCUCCCAAUUGGUUCAGCAACCUGCCCAUCACCGUGAAAGUGGAUGUGUACAGUUUCGGUGUCCUGCUUCUCGAGAUAAUCUCUUGUAGGAGUUGCUUGGGAAGCCAAACAAGUGAAGAAGAAACAGAGAGAGAGGCCUUGAUCGAUUGGGCUUAUGAUUGCUUCACGGAGGGAAGGUUGGAUGUACUAGUCGAAGGCGACGUUGAGGCUCUGCUAGACAGAGAGAAGCGGAAGAAUCUGGUCAUGGUCGCGUUCUGGUGUAUUCAAGAGGACCCCUCUUCGAGGCCGACGAUGAGGAAGGUGACGCAGAUGCUAGAAGGGGCAGUGGGAGUGCCUGUUCCUCCAUGUCCAUUCCCUUUCAAUAGCUGCAACUCUUCAAUCGUUCCAUGAAAUCAUGAUGGUAUCCCUUCUCAUACAUACGGGCAGAGCUGUGUGCGUUCAUUAUAUAGGUAGUAAUCUUAUUGUGCUAUAGUGAGCAUGUUGUUUAGUAUUUUGUUAAUUCAAGUUUAGCAUGCUAAUCAUGAGAAUCUUGACCAGCCUAUGCUGCUGAAUAUAUCUACAUCUGCGAAGGCAAAUUAAUUUAUCGAUGCAGUUGAUUUUA
Molecule: messenger RNA, 1570 nt
Organism: Syzygium oleosum
Lineage: Eukaryota; Viridiplantae; Streptophyta; Magnoliopsida; Myrtales; Myrtaceae
Product: G-type lectin S-receptor-like serine/threonine-protein kinase LECRK1
Exons: 1
Coding region: 4-1359 (451 amino acids)
Biological process (GO): protein phosphorylation
Molecular function (GO): ATP binding; protein kinase activity
Source: RefSeq, a predicted model, not a curated record